AUGGCUGAGUUCAUGAACAAGACAACUGCGGAGAUACGCAAGAUUGCACAUGAUAAAUCUAAGAAGGUCAUGACAGCGGAGGAUGAGGCCUUUUUCUUUAAGUUCUAUGAACAACAACAGCGAGAACUGGCUGCCGCUGCCGUCAAACGACAUGUGUCUGUUGGCAUGGUCGAAGACCUGUUGGGCCGAAAGCAGGCUGUUCGUGACCUCUCAAGUUGGAAUAAUUUCCAAAUAAAACAUGGAAACUUGUUUCGAGGAAAAGGGAAGGGUGUUGGAGGAUCAACAGCUAUGAGUGAACUGUCUGCCAUGUGGAAGGCUAUGACUCCAGAAGAACAAGCUGCUUAUGAUACUGAAAAUCUUGCCGCCAGCAAUGAAGAUCAAGAUGUUGCUGGAUUGCGAGCUAACUCAGAAUCCCUUCGACAGGCUGAGAAGCGUGUUGAAAAAUGGAUGAACACUUGGCAAAAAAAAGCUGUCCAUAUUGCUGCAAGCAAUCAUUGUGAAAUUGUCAUUUUUGCAGUGUCAACCCACCUCUGUGAUUACAGUUUCCAGAACGUGCGAGCCACACCAGGUGCAGCCGAAUUUGUCCAGGAAAUUACAUCCACAGAUGGAUUGAGAAACUACCAAAGCCGACUCCAAGCAUUUCUGACUGGUGCCCAAUUAAACAACGUAUCAGCUUGUCUUGGAAAGAAGAGAACUCAAAAACGUAAACCUAAGGCUGAAGUUGAUACCGCUCAAAGCAAGCUUAAUGAACUGGUUGAUCAAGCUACUGAUGGAAAGAAAGACAGCUGGUCGUGGCAAGGAUGCAACGAUGCACUGGGAAAGCUUGGCUAUAAAGUUGUGUUCAUGCCAGGACAUGUUUUGCAGGCUGAUUGGAUCAAAUCAUACAGCAACAGCCUCCGAGGAACUGAGGCAAAGUUAAUUGUUGAAGACAUUGACAACGGACUGAUCCGAGUGAUCCAAGAUCAAGACGCACUGAUUGGCCGCACUCGCAUCAUCAAACAGAAACCUCAACGGCAUGACUCUGCGCAACCGGGAACUACAGAUCAUCUUGGUGGGGAAGACGGCUCAGCUCAUCACCUCCUUCUACCUUCUAAACGCAAGUGCCAACCACUGAAGCCCCCAAAAAAAUUACGAAGAACAAAAUCAGCACCUAAAAAACAGCGUAAGAGGGUCUAA
Molecule: messenger RNA, 1176 nt
Organism: Puccinia triticina
Lineage: Eukaryota; Fungi; Basidiomycota; Pucciniomycetes; Pucciniales; Pucciniaceae
Exons: 6
Coding region: 1-1176 (391 amino acids)
Source: RefSeq, a predicted model, not a curated record